Messenger RNA from Hemicordylus capensis (graceful crag lizard), 654 nucleotides. It is a transcript of the gene RPS27A, whose product is annotated as ribosomal protein S27a. Lineage: Eukaryota; Metazoa; Chordata; Lepidosauria; Squamata; Cordylidae. The coding region runs from base 140 to 610 and encodes 156 amino acids. Gene Ontology annotation, molecular function: structural constituent of ribosome; protein tag activity; ubiquitin protein ligase binding. The transcript is spliced from 6 exons. Gene Ontology annotation, cellular component: nucleus; ribosome; cytoplasm. The record is from RefSeq and is a predicted model, not a curated record. Gene Ontology annotation, biological process: protein ubiquitination; translation; modification-dependent protein catabolic process.
CGGGAGUUGUAGUGCGUCUGGCUUCUCGAGGCGCCGCCUCCUCCUUUCCUCCUGCCUUGGAAACCCCGUGCGAGCGCUAGCGGCGCUCUCUUUCCGGUGUCCGCCAUUCUGCGAGCAGGUCGUUGGUGCACCCGCCGCCAUGCAGAUCUUCGUGAAAACCCUCACCGGGAAAACCAUCACCCUCGAGGUUGAACCGUCUGAUACUAUAGAAAAUGUCAAAGCUAAGAUCCAGGAUAAGGAAGGAAUUCCUCCUGAUCAACAGCGUCUGAUUUUUGCUGGCAAACAGCUGGAAGAUGGGCGCACUCUGUCUGAUUAUAAUAUCCAAAAGGAGUCUACCCUUCACCUUGUGCUGAGACUUCGUGGUGGGGCAAAGAAGAGAAAGAAGAAGUCUUACACCACUCCUAAGAAGAACAAGCAUAAGAGAAAGAAGGUGAAGCUUGCUGUCCUUAAAUACUACAAGGUGGAUGAGAAUGGCAAAAUCAGCCGUCUGCGGCGAGAGUGUCCCUCAGAAGAAUGUGGGGCCGGGGUGUUCAUGGCUAGCCACUUUGAUAGGCAUUACUGUGGCAAGUGCUGCUUGACCUACUGCUUCAACAAGCCGGAAGACAAAUAAAUGUGUCCAUUGUAAUAAAAAAAUGAAGUUCUAGUAAGAACUAA